Messenger RNA from Aspergillus candidus, 1605 nucleotides. Its product is annotated as alpha-mannosyltransferase. Gene Ontology annotation, molecular function: alpha-1,2-mannosyltransferase activity. NCBI's taxonomy places the organism in Eukaryota, Fungi, Ascomycota, Eurotiomycetes, Eurotiales, Aspergillaceae. The transcript has a single exon. The coding region runs from base 85 to 1572 and encodes 495 amino acids. Gene Ontology annotation, cellular component: Golgi apparatus. The record is from RefSeq and is a predicted model, not a curated record. Gene Ontology annotation, biological process: mannan biosynthetic process.
GCGCUAGAUGUUGGAUUACAAGGGACGUGGCAGGACUUUCAUUCCUCCUUUCUCGGUCGCGUGUGAACAAUAAGGCUCGGCGAAAUGGUCCUCCCUCGAUCAUAUUUGCGCGGGCGAGUGCUUCUGGCUCUUCUCUGCUUGGUUUGCGUGGGGUUGUUUAUCUCAAGGCGAGAACAAACGGCUUGGGUAGCUCAAACGCGCCCGGCGCCCCCGGGCUCAACCGGCGGACCCCUUCAACAAGCAGAUGCCUCCCACGCCCUCGAAGGUCACAUCGCUUUCUGGCGCCGGUUCCAGCACCUCCUCAUCAAAUAUGGACCGAAAGCCGAACCUCCACUCCGGUUGGACAAGGCCCCGUCGAUUCGAUUCGAGCAGGCUAAACCGGAUUUUCGUCCCCAUGUGCUGGACAUGCUGCCGGAUGAUGUGGAAAAUAUGAAGUUAGCCCACGCGGGGUUUGUCAAGGACAUCACGUCGAGUCCACCCCAGUUACAAUACACGCCAAACACGAGGGGCUUGGUCUCGACCGCAGGGGGGGCCUACCUCCCGGUCUUGGUCAUCUCCCUUCGAAUGCUACGAAGGACCGGCUCGGAGAUGCCGAUGGAGGUGUUCCUCGCGGACGACGAGGAGUACGAGGGCUACAUCUGCGACGUGGUUCUUCCCUCCUUGAACGCGCGGUGCGUGGUCCUGUCGCACAUUCUCGACGCUGUCCCGAUGGAAGCAGAAAUCCACAAGUAUCAGUUCAAAUUGUUUGCCAUGAUGUUCUCCUCGUUCGAGGAGAUCCUCUUCCUCGACGCCGACGCAUUUCCCCUGUUACCCCCCGAUGACCUCUUCACCCACGAACCCUUCAAAUCCAGUCACAUGGUCACGUGGCCGGACUUCUGGGCGACCACCAUCUCCCGGUACUAUCACGACAUCGUAGGCCAACCGAACCCAGUCCAGGAUAUCCGACAGUCGAGCGAAUCCGGCGAACUCCUUCUCUCAAAGAAGACGCAUCAGAAGACCCUACUCCUGAGCACGUACUACAACUUCUGGGGCCCCGACUACUACUAUCCCCUACUGUCGCAAGGCGCAUCCGGGGAGGGCGACAAGGAAACCUUCGUGGCGGCCGCGUUGGCGCUCGGAGAGCCAUACUACCAAGUCUCGGAGCCCAUCUGCGCAAUCGGCCACCGCACCAAGGGCGGCAUGGCCGGCUCCGCGAUGGUCCAGUUCGACCCCACCGAGGACUUUGCGCUGACCCGCAACGGACAGUGGCGUGUGCGCGGCUCCAAGGCGCCCUCCCCGAAGGCCUUCUUCAUCCACGCCAACUACCCCAAGUUCAACCCGGCGACAGUCUUCGACGAUCAAGACGUCACGCCGACCUUCGCCGACGACGGCAGCUACACGCGCGCGUGGACGAUCCCCGAAGACGUCAUCGGCCAGUUUGGCUCGGACAUCGAGAAGGCCUUUUGGCGGGAAAUCCUCUGGACGGCCACCGAGCUCGAAGACAAGUUCGAGUCGUGGCGUGGCAAGAAGGGAAUCUCGAAGACGACCCGGAAGUAUUGGAAUGCCGUCUUCGCAGAUAAGCGCGCCAAGUAGAGUCUCGAGAGCGAUAUUACAAUCGAUUCUUUU